Stegodyphus dumicola is the source of this 1236-nucleotide messenger RNA. RefSeq lists its product as uncharacterized. The record is from RefSeq and is a predicted model, not a curated record. Lineage: Eukaryota; Metazoa; Arthropoda; Arachnida; Araneae; Eresidae.
AUGCAUAAAUAUCCUGAAACUGCCAAAGCUGUCUUUUCAGACUGUUAUGUUGAUGAUGUCAUUUCUGGUUCAUCAAACUUAGACUCAGCAAGGGAAUUGAAAAAUCAGCUUAUACAGCUUUUUCGUAGUUGUGGAAUGACUUUGCACAAAUGGAACUCUAAUUCUCCUGAACUGUUGGAUAGCCCUUCUACAAGCGAGGAUGAAUUCAGCUUUAAAGUCUCAAUCAAGGAGAAAUCAUCAUAUACCAAAAGAGACAUUUUAUCGACAAUUGCCAAACUUUAUGAUCCUUUAGGACUGAUUGGUCCGGUAAUCACCAAAGCCAAGAUAUUUUUACAGAAAUUAUGGGUUCAAAAACUGAGUUGGGAUGAACCACUUUUUGCAACUAUUGCUCACGAAUGGCAACAGAUAGUUUCAAAUUUAAAGACUGUGGAAAACAUAAAAAUUAAUCGUUGCAUCCUCUUAAAUCAUCCAAGCAAGAAUUCACUCAUUGGAUAUGAAGAUGCUUCGGAAGCCGCUUAUGGUGCAGUUGUCUACUUAAUUUGUGUCGAUGAAGAUCACGGCUCGUCAUCUCAUCUACUAGCCAGCAAAUCUCGUGUGGCUCCAUUGAAAACUUUAUCUAUUCCAAGAUUGGAACUUUGUGCAUGUUUGUUAUUGGCUCAUCUGAUUUUGAAAGUUAGCGCCUCAUUGAAGAUGCAUUUAGAUGACAUCAUUCUCUGCACUGAUUCAACGAUAGCACUGUCAUGGUUGAAGACUUCUCAUCUUUUGAAGACCUUUGUUGCAAAUAGAGUCUCCAAAAUCCAAAGACUAGUAGACCCGCGACACUGGAAGCAUGUAUCAUCAGCAAAUAAUCCGGCAGAUCUGAUUUCUCGUGGUGCUUAUCCUCAUGAACUUGUGACAUCUUCCUUGUGGUGGAAUGGUCCUGAACAGAACGAACUUAGUGAUGCUUCUUUAUUUGAACUUGACAAGACUCUCAUAGAUUUUCCUGCUUAUCAGGAUGAACUUAAAAAGCCUUUAGACGUUAAUUUGAACUGCAAUUUAAACUUGUUUUUGUCCAAUCUGAAAGGUCCAGUGAAGAAAACAGGUCUCGUUAGUAGUACUGAAUUUCAAGAUGCGGAAAUGCACUUGAUAAAAAUGGUUCAGAUAAUAGAAUUUGCAGAGGAGGUUAAAUCACUUCAAGAUCAGAGAGUAAUCAAAAGUCAGGUAAAACUUUUAAAUCCAUUUUUAGAUGGAAAAUGA